Molecule: messenger RNA, 453 nt
Organism: Arachis duranensis
Lineage: Eukaryota; Viridiplantae; Streptophyta; Magnoliopsida; Fabales; Fabaceae
Exons: 2
Coding region: 1-453 (150 amino acids)
Source: RefSeq, a predicted model, not a curated record
AUGGCGGCGAACAUGUCAUAUCCCUAUACUCGAAGUCUGACUUAUGCUGAGUUUCCAAUCAAGUUUGUUUGGAAGGACGAUUCUUCAAAGUGGUUUUCUCGAAAGAAAAGCUUCACAAUUGAAAGGUUGACUCAUGUACCUGCAGAGUUAACAAUGUCAGAUGAUGAGAUUAAGCAAUUGUGCUUAAUGGAUAUAGACAAGAUCUUACAUUCCUAUGGUAAAACCUUGAAAGACUAUCCUCCUAUGCCUUUAGUAAUUGAAGUUGAUAGUUCUUUGUUAACCGAAAGGAUUAUUAGGGAAGAGCUAAACUUUAACAGGGAUGAUUUAAAGAAAAAUGCCUCAGACAUGUUAGCCAUCGCAACACCUGAGCAGAGAUAUGCAUUCGAUAAAAUUGUUACAGCUGUGUAUUGUGAUGAAGGGGUUUUUUCUUUGUAUAUUGUCAUGGGGUACUGA